This is a messenger RNA of Ostrea edulis (European flat oyster), 2817 nucleotides long. Its product is annotated as zinc finger MYND domain-containing protein 19-like. The transcript has 8 exons. NCBI's taxonomy places the organism in Eukaryota, Metazoa, Mollusca, Bivalvia, Ostreida, Ostreidae. The coding region runs from base 129 to 962 and encodes 277 amino acids. The record is from RefSeq and is a predicted model, not a curated record.
ACGUGGUACACUGCGAUAACAAUAGCUGAAAGGGAGAAUGGAGUCGGUGUGACAGACGCACGUUGUUCUGCACACGGCAGAAGGAUUUGGACCAGAGAGCUUCUGAUCAGGAGAAAAUAAACGAUAUAAUGUCUGGUCAAAAACUCGGAAUCGUCAGUUUAGGGAAAGCCGCGGGAAAGGUUAAAUUUGCACUGCUGGAUGAAAGAGAUAUUGGUCUGAUCAACCAUUAUGCAUUUGAGGCCAAAGUCGAAGUUGAUCCUGAUGGAAAUGGUGCCCAUAUUUAUGCCUACACAUACAACAUGAUUAAGGGGAGGGAGUCUGGGCAAUUUCUACAUGAUUUCUUAUGGGCUACCAUAUGGAAAUAUACACUUUACAAGCUGCCAAGUAUGAGUGUGGUCUGUGACAUAUAUUUCCAUGCGCUAUCACUAACAAAAUACUUAACUAAUAGUAGAGUUCUGCUAAAAGAAGUAGAGGAUGCUGGAAGGGAGAGACAUAGAGGAGGUAUUGCUGCUGGUUGGAAGGUGGUGCAUAAUAAUGGGGUGACUGUAGACAAUCGGUUGGAGAAUCUGGUGUUGGUUCCCAUGGAUAUGCAGCUGGUAUAUGAUGAUCUUCCUUCUACAAAAAACAGGGAACAUUCUCUGUAUUGGAUGGCUGUUCAGCAACUCCAAGUUGCUCCAUUAGAAUGUCAUUAUCCAUCUUCACAUGUCUACACAAAACAAUUCAGUCCCAAUGGAGAAGACGUUCACAUAGACCAUGAUGAAGUCUGUGUGUAUUAUGAGUGCCACUACCCUCCUUGUACAAACAUGGAGAAGAGAGUCCGGGAAUUCAGCAUCUGUGGGAGAUGUCAGGAAGUCAGGUAUUGUGGUACAUAUUGUCAACAAAGAGACUGGCCAACACACAAGAAAUUCUGUCAAGAGAGAAAACUCUUUUUUCCACUGGAAGAAGAAAGUCCAGAUCGUUAAAGAGCUUGAGUGAUACUCUGUAUUAGUCUGAUAUCGUCAAAGAGCUAGAGUGAUUCUCUUCGAGUCUGAUUGUGAAUGUCCUGAUUCGUUAAAGAGCUUGAAUGAUAGUCUGAAUGAGUCUGAUAGUGAAUGAAUGUUAGGGAUACAAUAUACAAUACUGAAUUAAUUUAGAAAGGAAAAGGGGGGGGGGGGGGGGAGGUAUUUCAUUUUGUCUUCAUGACUGUUUUUUGAAAAGAUCUUGAGGAUGUUGUAAUGGUAAUGAUCCAAUAUUAAUCCAAAAUAAUGUAAAGAUUCAGGAUUAAGUUAACAUUAAAAUGACUUUACAUUGUGUUUUUUGUAAGUUUUGUUGGUGUUUGAAUGGCUAUAUUUUUGUUAUUCUAUGUAGCAGAGGUCAGCUUUUUGGUGUGUGUGUGUUGUUACAUGUAGUGUACACAGUUAUUUAUUUCCCUCAACCAUUCCAGUGUGAGAGUAACAGUAUUUUAGAAAUAUUGUAAUGUGCUGUCCUAGUCAUGAAUUUUAUGAAUUUUUUCCCCUGUAGAUCCUAAUGUGUUUUUUUCUGAUUUAAGAUAAUUGUUUCCGUCAAUGACCAUUUGUCCAUAAUAAGUAUUAUGUGCAUUUUCUGUGUCAGCUGGAGCCACUAAAGAAGACGUCAUUUUGUUGUCACCUCUCAAGUACAGCAAACAAUUUACUAACAAUUGUCACAAGGAGUGCUAGAUUUGCCAUUGAUCUUUUUCAAUUUUUUUAAUUUUACUUGAAAUUUGAAGAAGGAAUUGUCAAGAAUUUCAUGUAAAUGCAGUUGGUGACAAAAUUUUAAUGUACGUGUAUGUUUUCUGUUUUUUUACAGUUUGAAUACAUUUUCAAUAUUUUCUGAAGUGCUUUCAGUACCAUAUGAUGUCUAUAUAAAAUAAUUUUUCCUACGCAUUGAUACAAAUAUUUAUACUAAUAUGGUGCCAUUUUAGACAGAUAUGCUUUUUAACUUGUGUGCCACUAAUCUUGUCUUAAUGAAAUAUGUUUAACAGUAGAGUCUUGAUAAACAUUGCAUGUUUUACACUUAAAGUCAUUCCAGUGUAAGCACGUGUACAUUCCUUUUUUGAUAGUCUUAUUAUUUUGUGAAAAGUAUUUUUAUGUAUUGCUCUUACUGAAAUAAUUUUGAUUUUCUUGAAAGAAAUCUGAAAGUUGCAUGUAUGAAUUGUUACAAAGAUUUCAUUGUCUAUCAUUUAGGUAUUUAAAUAUUUUUUUCUAUACUGUAAUAUGUAUAUACAUCCGUCCUGAAGAUUAUUAUCUGUUCUGGACAUUUUGGUUGCAUUUGCAAUUUGAAUGGUUUUGAAAAACUUUCCAUUCCAAACAUGUUCAGCAGGCAUUAUCUUGGCUUGAGCAUGCACAACAUGUAUUCUAAUUAAUGAACAUGAACAACAUGUAUUCUAAUUAAUGAACAUGUACAACAUGUAUUCUGAUUAUUGGGAAAAUUUGGCAACUAUGAUUAUUUUGACGCCAGUCAUAAAACUCUAGUCAUGAUAUUUCAUUUUCUGAUUCUGUUGCAGCAGAAAUGUAGUGGGAAUGCUUUGCAGUCCAUGAUGAACCACCAGCAAGCUUCUUUCCCAAUUGCCACUGAUAAAAAAAAUAAUAGCGCCCAUGUCAUACUUUGUCUCUGCAUAUCCUCAUGAAUAUUCAUAAUUUGUUUUUAUUUCCCAGCAUGCAUUACUGUGUUGUGUCACUAAUCACACUAAUUAUUAUAUAUAUAUAUUUAUGAUUUGUUUUAAUUAUUAACAGUGCAAUAUAGUUAUAGUCAAAACAUCUACAACAUAUUUGAUUUGUUUGUUUUUACAGUUUGAAUAAACUAACCGUUUUACAGGUC